This is a messenger RNA of Ziziphus jujuba (common jujube), 823 nucleotides long. RefSeq lists its product as uncharacterized. The coding region runs from base 123 to 599 and encodes 158 amino acids. The record is from RefSeq and is a predicted model, not a curated record. NCBI's taxonomy places the organism in Eukaryota, Viridiplantae, Streptophyta, Magnoliopsida, Rosales, Rhamnaceae. The transcript has 6 exons.
UUCAGAAUUUUGGAGAAUCGCUUCGUUAAGCGCGGUGGGAGAGAAGAAACGAAGGGAAGCGAAAGAGAGAGAGAAAGAGAGAGAGUGAUUUUGUGGUGCGGUGCGGCAGGGAAGAGAAGGAGAUGGGGACGAGAGAGGUUUACGAAGAGAAGCUACGGAGAGGAAAUCUCUACCACGAGCCCACCAUCAAGCCGGGACUCGGUUCCCCUCGCUGCCCUCGCUGUCUUUCUCUGAUCGACUCUACCUCUGGCAAGGAAGAGUGGACUAUAACUUCCGUUUUACAUGAUGCCACCUCUGUCGCUGGUUCAGGAAUUGGUGGACUGCUUAGUGCUAUUCAUGGUUUUAAUACAGGCAUCCCAUACCUUCAGAAUCAUGUGAAAGGACCAAAAUGGGUUCCUUUUGUAGUUGGGAUUCCUCCUCUGCUACUGUUUUCGGGUGCCAGUGCUGCAUUUGGAGGUUAUGCGCUUCCAAAAUUUGCUCAACUCAGUGUCACUUCCUAUUAUGCUGCCUCUAGUGCCUCUCACUAUGGAAUAUCACUUCUCACUCGACGUAUUGAAGAGGCCCACACUUCCCGCACUGGGCAAGAAAGUCUCAGAUGAUUUUUUGCAGGUGCUCAUAUUAAUACAUCUACCAUUUUCUUAUCUCCUUCCAAUUUUGUACGUAGUGUUAUAUAUGUCUUCAAAGACACAUUAAGUUAUAUAUAGGAUUGUUCUUCACUUUUUGCCUUCAAUGCUCACAUUUUUUUUAUUUUUUUUAAUGACAUAUUUUGUAAAUGAGUAAAGUUAUUUCAUUAAGAUGAUUUGGGUUUUGGGCUCCCUUUCAA